GAUAAAUCCAGGUUUGGAUUCGCAGUCGGUGUCAGUCCGGGGGGACAGAGAGGAGGAGAGGAGUGCGAGCCGGAGAAACGGCGGAGGAGCUUUCCAUCGACACCAGGAGUUUACACAUGAAGAUUUGCUGGUUUUGAAGUGUGACGUGAGAAGCAACAACACACGCGGGCGGUGAUUUUCCUCCCAACCCGAUGAGAACCCCGCGCGCGCUCCCAGCCAGGGACGGAGGAUCCAAAGUUGUUGGAGGAUACUGCGCAGGCGUGGAGGUAGUCCUACAUCAUCUGUGUAUUGUUCCCCCUUCGAACCUGGGAGUGGCGAUGGUCCACUGGACCAGAGUGUGGGGGACAUGCAUCCGGCUCCAGACUCUGCUGGCCUUCGCCUGGGCCAACUGUCCCUCACAGACCCCUAACCCUGUCAACUUCUCCGUUGUUUACACCAUGCCCUUCUUUCAGGCACAUGGACCCAUUCAGAACAUAGUGAACAACUCAAUUUACCAGGAAGUCUAUGUGGCCUCGCAGAAUGUCAUCGAAGCCGUCAACAGGAGUCUGGAAAAGGCCUGGGAGCUCCGCACUGGGCCGGUUGGAAGUCCAGAGUGUCGCAUAUGCAACUUAUGCGAUAUCGAUAAGGAUUACAACUUUCUGGAGGACACGGACAAUCAAGUGUUGUUGCUGGACACUCCUUUUAUGUAUUUAUAUUCCUGUGGAAGCUCUCAGUAUGGUGUUUGCUAUUUUCACGAGCUGAACUCAAAUGGGGAACUACCUUCUCGCUCUAAGUGUUUGUUCAGGAAGAGUGCAAACUCUGCUGCUUAUUGUCCAGACUGCGUGGCGAGCCCUCUGGGUACCAAAAUGUCAUUGGUAGAGGAGGGUCAGGCGGUCUACUUUUUUGUUGCUGCCUCCGUCAAUGAUAGCGUUACGCAACGUUAUGGAAGGAAGUCGAUAUCAGUCCGCAGACCACUGGCCACUGAGGAUGGUUUCUAUAGUGAUGUGCGAGGCCUUACUGUCCUGCCCACCCUCCGGAGGACUUACCACAUUGACUAUGUCUACAGCUUCUUCACUCAGGCCCGCGAGUGGGAGGUGAAGAGGUAUCGUGAACUGAUCCUGGAGUGUCGCUUUGAGCCUAAGCGCAGGAGGAGGAACGUUCGCGAGCCCUACAAGGACAUCGUGUACAACGUGGUCCAGGCGGCUUACUUCGGCAAGGCUGGCAGGGAGCUGGCGGAGGAACUGGGGGCGGAGGAGGAGGACGACAUCCUCUAUGGGGUGUUUGCUGUGACUGAUGACAAUGGGGUCACAGAGAACGACUCGGCUCUGUGCGCCUUUCCUAUGGACAGUGUGAACAAGGCGAUCGUUGACGGCGUUGAUGAUUGCUGUCAGUCUGGACCAGAGCAACUCUCCAGAGGGCUUUGCCACUUCCAGCCAUGUGAAAGCUGUCCACACGAGAGCAUGGAGAACAACGCCACGUGCAACGACCAUCCCACCAUGGUGUCAAAGCCGUACUACAGAGUGGACCUCUUCAACAGGAAGAUGACCAACGUCCUGCUCACCUCUCUCCUGGUGACGACCAUAGAGAACAAAACCGUUGCUCACAUUGGCACCUCAACUGGACGGCUGCUUCAGCUUGUGCUGACAAGAUCCAGCCCAGACAUCUUUGCCAACUACUCCUUGGUCGAGAAUCAGAGGGUGUCUUCUAUUGCUGCUGUUUACUCCUCUGAGUAUCUGCUAUUUGUAGUUGGAGACAAGAUGAUUCAGGUGCCCCAGAGGGGACCCGGCUGCCAGCACUUCAUGACCUGCGUCACGUGCCUGACGGCCCCGAAGUUCAUGGGCUGCGGUUGGUGCUCUGGAGUGUGUUUGUGGAAGAGCGAGUGCCACAGCCGCUGGAGGAAUGAAUCCUGUCCGCCCGGGAUCAGUGGGUUUUUUCCAAGGACUGCUCCCCCUGAUGGACAAACAGAGCUUACGGUGUGCGGAUGGGAGUUUCGGUCACAGCUUCGACCUGCUAUCACCUCCAAGACCCACCAGGUCCGACUGGGACAGGCCGCCUGCACUGUGAUUCCACUCAAAAGCAACAACACGCAUUUAGUAUGUAAGAUUCGCUCUGGGACCUCCGAGCUCUUCAAGCCGGUCAACAUUACAGUGGACGUGCAUGAGGGCAGGGUGGAGGGCCGCUACUCUAUCGAUGGCAAGGCUGAAGUACCAGGGUUCAUGUUUGUGGUUCCAAACAUCACAGAAAUCCAGCCCAACUACGGACCGCGUGUCGGAGGAACACUCAUCACGAUCACUGGGUUCCACUUAGAUGCUGGAAAAAACAGGAGAGUCACUCUGAAUGAAGUACCCUGCCAUAUGAGAAGGUCCAAAUCAGUAGCCAAUGUUUCGUCCAUCAUCUGCUUGUCCCAGGCCAUCUCGGAGGUGAGGGAUGUCCCGCUGAGCGUUUUCAUCGACAAAUCUCCAGUCCACACCACAAAGGUGUUUUACUACAAGGAAACUCCCAAGAUCAUGGCCGUGCUGCCCGACUGCAGCUUUCACAGAGGUUCAAAGAUCGUGAUCGAAGGGCAGAACCUCGACUCGGUUUACCGCACCGUAAUCCGCUUUAAGCCCAACGAGAGCCACCUCAGAGCAGUAACAACGGAGUGCAUUGGGAAGUCCCUGCCCACUCGGAUGGAGUGCGUCACUCCGGCGUUCCAGAGGGAUGAGAGCGAGGAGGGCCUGCUGUCGUUUGACAUGGACGGCGCCCUGGGCCUUUGGAACAAAGAGUUCUCCUAUCACCCCUACGGAGAACCCAUUCCUUUUGAAACAGAGGGACAUGUGCUCAGUUUGUAUCCUGGGUUUGACGAAGUGUCCCUUCAUCAUAAGAAACUGAACCUGGUGAGCUCCUGCAUGACCAUCAUCAUGACGGUGGCCGACGUCGACUGCGAUGCCAAAGUCCUGGACAAUGAGAUAACCUGCAGGAUCCCCAAAAACAUCACCAUUCCCAGCGAGGGCCUUCCAGUGAAGAUCUCCAUCAACGGCCAGGUUCAUAAUGUUGGCACGGUGGUGAGGGUCAACAAUCACUACAUGGUGGGAGUAGUUCUGGGAAUCCUGGCGGCUCUGGUGGCCGGGGCCGUGCUGGCCUUUGUUGUGAUGAAACAUUUGAGGAAGAAAAAGAAAGCCUCAAUGAUAGAAGCCCGUUUGUCCCACUCUGCUACUCGCUCUGUGACCAACACUGUGGACUUGUCUCCCACGGGAGACUACAGGAGAGUCGUUUCCCUGAGCCCCCCGACCCCUUUGAUUGGGCCGGUGGUGUUUCGGGGCCUGGCCUACUCCGCCUGCAACAGAGAUCCGACCCUCACCCCUCUCAUGCAGACAGAGAAGAUCUCCAUCUCCAGCUUCAGACCAGAGCUGCUGGAGGAGGUGAAGGACGUUCUCAUUCCUGCUGAGAUGCUGAUAGUCCAGCACCACCGCAUCAUCGGGAAGGGCCAUUUUGGAACUGUCUACCAUGGUUACUUAUCAGACUCCACCAACAGAGAAACUCACUGCGCUGUCAAGUCUUUGAAUAGAAUAACGGAUGUGGAAGAGGUGGAGCAGUUCCUGAAAGAGGGCAUCAUAAUGAAGGGUUUCCACCACACCAACGUCCUGUCUCUGCUGGGCAUCUUCCUGCCGCAGGAAGGGCUCCCCCUGGUGGUGCUUCCGUAUAUGAAACACGGAGACCUACGGCACUUCAUACGCUGCGAGAAGAGGAACCCGACCGUAAAGGAUCUCAUCGGAUUCGGGCUGCAGGUCGCCAAGGGGAUGGAGUAUUUGGCAACCAAGAAGUUUGUCCACAGAGAUCUCGCUGCGCGCAACUGCAUGUUGGAUGAGUCGUACACGGUGAAGGUGGCGGACUUUGGCAUGGCCAGAGACGUUUUUGAUAAGGAAUACUACAGCGUGCAGGAUCACAGGAAGGCUAAGCUGCCCGUCAAAUGGAUGGCCAUCGAGAGUUUGCAGACGCAGAAAUUCACCACCAAGUCAGACGUGUGGUCCUUUGGUGUUCUGAUGUGGGAAAUGCUGACCAGAGGAGCGAGCCCCUACCCAGAGGUGGACCCUUAUGACAUAACGCAUUACUUACUGAAAGGCAGGAGGCUUCCCCAGCCACAGUACUGCCCUGACCCGCUGUAUCGCAUCAUGCUGCAGUGCUGGGAUCCUGAUCCGGAGCUCAGGCCCAGCUUCGCCACUCUGGUUUUGGCCGUCUCCACCAUCCUGUCGAGCCUGGAGGGAGAGCAUUACAUCAGCCUGAACGUCACCUACGUGAACCUGGACCAGCCGCGGCCGUACCCCGCCCUCACAGACUCCCCCGAUGAGUACGACUCCACAGACGUCGAGGACUCCGGCUCAGACUCUGACUCUUCCUGAAACAGACAAAAAAAACAAACAAACCAAACAAAAAAAACAACAACAAAAAAACACUCUCCUCUGACACAUUCGUGUGUUUUAUGUCAAAGCAGGAAAAACAAAGUACCUUCUUACUGUCUGACCACAUGAAUGUGAUAAUAAGAGACUUUACCAAAAGCUGUUAGUUUUUCUAUUUGAAAACAACAAGACCUGAAAACUCAUUUCACUCCCGGGUAUAUAUUUCAAGCAUUUAUUUCUCUUAAUUGUGUUUUACAGCUAAAACAUAUUUCUAACAAAAAAAAAAAUGCCGGCAUGCUGAAAAGUUUUUAUGCGUCCUUUUAAACUGAUUACUGCGUCGAUUCUGUGUAGAAUGGAUGUGGAGGUGUUAAAGAAGCCCAGACUGUUUAAAUCACGGCCUUUAGUGGGAGUGGUUUUUACCACACAUUUUCCUUCCACUAAAUUUCCCAUGAAUCUGCUUUGCCGCAGCUCUGUGCUGAACUUCUACUGCUUCCUCUGCCUGUGGAGUGUGUCACUGACUGUCGGCUAGGGAAAUGUCAAGUCAGCACUUCGCCUUCAUUUAUUUAUUUUUUUUAGGCCACGAUAUUUCCGUAUAAAAAAAACCUCUUUGUUUUGGUCUUUUGUAAAAUUGUAAUUUCCUAAUAAACUAAAUUAGUUAUUUUUUAUUAGUUGUGAGCAGUAAUUAUCAAAACGAAAAGAAUGAAAUGGGUACGCCCAGAGAAAUCAGCCGGCUGGUAAAUCGCACCAAUUUCCUUAAAUUUUGGAGAUCAGCCGAUACUUACGUGUGAAACAGAUCAUAUCUAAAAUCAGCCACUGUCCCGUUUGCCUCAGCCAGCAUAUUUAGCAACUUUUCAGACAGAGGAAAAAAAAAUAUAAAAAAACUCAGUACUGGCCAAAAUCAGAAUCGGCAGGUCAGGCUUUCUAAAGAUCGGUGAUCGAUCAGAAAACUGCAAUUGGUGCAACCCUAGAACUAAAUGUUUGAACUCGAUCACUCUGUCUGUAAGGAUAUAUGAGUUUCCUCUUUGAAUUUAAAUUACUGAAGUAAAUUAAAAUGUCGGUGAUUUUAUAAUAUAUUGAGUUGGACCUGUUAAGCAUUUAGAACUUAACAAUGUUUGAUAUAGUAGCAAUGGAGAAAUCAGAACAUGAAUUCAGUAAAAUGCUUCCCUUUAUUUUAACUCAAUGACGUAUAAAGAACUUUUGAAGGGUUUAUUCAAUGAUUUCAUGCUAUAUUUACCUUUAUUAUGUUAUUCUGGAAAUUGAAACAACCCAAAAAAAAAUUCACAAGAUUUUCUAUCAAAUCUUGUGAAUUUUUACCCAUCAGUUGUUUCUCUUAAACAUUAUUUCAGUCGCAUCUCUCCUAAUAAUAUGAUAAUUCAACAAACUUUUUAUUGCCAUAUGGAUUCCAUUACAUCCUCUCCUGUUCCAAAUUUUGGAAAUAGUUUCUGAUAAGAACCCAUCAGUUCUGACAUAUUGCAGGGCAGAAAUCAGGCUCUAAUAAUGGAAAUGCGUGACAUCCACUGGAUGCAGAAUCUCAUAUUUUGGUAUCUAUCAAAAUUGAGUUUUCCUCCAAUAAUACAUUUCAGCGAAAGGGAAGCUGACCCACACCAUCACACACAACCUCUGCCAAAAACUGUGUAGUAUUGGCAUAGAGGCUUUCCCAUGAUAUAGAAUUGAUCACUAAUAAGCUUUAGGGGGACACAUAAUUAAUCAAACACAAAUGUUCUGACUGCUUGUGCUGUUUGUUACUCACCCGUUAACUAGCUGGCUAUCUGACUAGCUAGCUAGCACUGUUUUAAUGUUGCUAAACAGCACUAUAGUAUAGUUAGUUAUACAGUACAAGUUUAACACAUUACAGUAUGUAGUGCCAAUAUACCAACAAAGGAAAAAUAUGUUAGUUUGCCAACAUUAAUUUUAGCAUAGCUUGUAGCGCCUCACUGGCCUUUAAAGUCAGACUGCGUUUUACUUAGCUAGCUAAUGGUUAGCUCGAUGGCUUUUUUUUAAAAAGGUUAGCCGCUCUGAGCCAUGUUUUUUUUUUUUUUUUUUUUUUUUUAACAAAACUUGUUAGUGCUGAGAAAAUAGUAUGGCAAUAUUUGUAACUUUGCUGGUUUCCUGUUAUUCGUGUAAAUAUGACAACUGUAGUGUCAGUUAUUCCACACAACGGCGAGUAAAAUAUUAUUCAACACUAUGUGGUACACUUUUACAAUAGCGUCACGUUAAAUGCAUUCUUACAUUUUCUGUCUUUUCUUCAGUGUAAAUAAAAGAUGAGCAAGAUAGUCUGUUGAUAUUUCUGUCCUUGAAAUAGUGUAAUAAAAUAUUUAUUUGUU
Messenger RNA from Gambusia affinis (western mosquitofish), 6679 nucleotides. RefSeq names its product macrophage stimulating 1 receptor b (gene mst1rb). The record is from RefSeq and is a predicted model, not a curated record. Gene Ontology annotation, cellular component: membrane; signaling receptor complex. NCBI's taxonomy places the organism in Eukaryota, Metazoa, Chordata, Actinopteri, Cyprinodontiformes, Poeciliidae. Gene Ontology annotation, molecular function: ATP binding; transmembrane receptor protein tyrosine kinase activity; protein binding. Gene Ontology annotation, biological process: positive regulation of kinase activity; protein phosphorylation; cell migration.